Molecule: messenger RNA, 3831 nt
Organism: Grammomys surdaster
Lineage: Eukaryota; Metazoa; Chordata; Mammalia; Rodentia; Muridae
Gene: Optn
Product: optineurin
Exons: 14
Coding region: 123-1877 (584 amino acids)
Biological process (GO): protein localization to Golgi apparatus; regulation of canonical NF-kappaB signal transduction; Golgi ribbon formation
Cellular component (GO): Golgi apparatus; nucleus; cytoplasm
Molecular function (GO): K63-linked polyubiquitin modification-dependent protein binding
Source: RefSeq, a predicted model, not a curated record
AGCUGCCCGGUCGCCGCCCCCCGGCCGGUCCCUGGCGGGCGUCGGCAUCCAGAGAUUUGGGACAAGAUGCCAACGAAGCAGUGACCUGAGAGAAGCGGAUCCCUGUGGCCGGACCUGUUACCAUGUCCCAUCAAGCUCUGAACUGCCUGGCUGAGAAGGGGGACAGCCCCCGUGAGGCCCCAGGAAAUGGACCCUCCAAUAUGGUUCGCCCCAGCCUGGAUACAUUCACCCCCGACGAGCUGCUGCAACAAAUGAAGGAACUCCUGGUCGAGAACCACCAGCUGAAAGAAGCCAUGAAGCUAAAUAAUCAAGCUAUGAAAGGGCGAUUUGAGGAGCUUUCCGCCUGGGCAGAGAAGCAGAAGGAAGAGCGCCUGAUGUUUGAGAUGCAAAGCAAAGAGGCUAAGGAGCGCCUCAAGGCCCUGAGUCAUGAAAAUGAGAGGCUGAAGGAAGAGCUUGGAAAACUAAAAGAGAAGUCAGAAAAGCCAUUUGAAGACCUCACAGGUGGCUGCAGGUUUCCCAGAACUGACUUUGAGCGGGAAGUGGAGAAGCUUAAGACCCAGGUGGAGCAGGAGGUGGAGCAUCUGAAGAUCCAGGUGAUGCGCCUUCAGGCUGAGAAGGCGGACCUGUUGAGCAUUGUCUCAGAGCUGCAGCUCAAACUCAACUCCGCCGGCUCCUCGGAAGACUCCUUCGUUGAGAUCAGGAUGACUGAAGGAGAGACUGAAGGGACAAUGAAGGAGAUGAACGGCCCUAGACCCACAAGAACAGACUCCAUCAGCAUGAGCAGAUGUACAGAGGAUGCUAGGACCUGUGUGGAGUUUGAGGAUUUGACUGUGAGCCAGCUCCUGCUUUGCCUAAGGGAAGGAAACCAAAAGGUGGAGAGACUUGAAAUCGCUCUCAGAGAAGCCAGAGAAAGAAUUUCAGAUUUUGAAAAGAAAGAAAAUGGCCAUUCUGUGAUUGAGACCCAGACAGAGGGGAGAACUGACAAAGAAGAGGACAAAGGCCCAGAGAGUGUUGGAAAUGAAGUGGAAACACUGAACAUUCAGAUGACCUCCCUGUUUAAGGAGCUUCAAGAGGCGCACACAAAACUCAGUGAGGCUGAGCUGAUGAAGAAAAGACUUCAAGAAAAGUGUCAGGCUCUGGAAAGGAAGAACUCUGCAACCCCAUCAGAGCUGAAUGAAAAGCAAGAGCUCCUUUACAGUAACAAGAAGUUAGAGCUUCAGGUGGAGAGCAUGCGCUCCGAAAUCAAGAUGGAGCAGGCUAAGACAGAGGAGGAGAAAUCCAGGUUGGCCACUCUGCAGGCAACGCACAACAAGCUCCUUCAAGAACAUAACAAAGCGCUGAAAACAAUUGAAGAACUAACCAAACAACAGGCGGAAAAGGUGGACAAGAUGUUGCUACAAGAGCUCAGUGAGAAGCUGGAGCUGGCGGAGCGGGCGCUGGCAUCCAAACAGCUCCAGAUGGACGAGAUGAAGCAGACCAUCGCUAAGCAGGAGGAGGACCUGGAGACCAUGGCUGUCCUCAGGGCUCAGAUGGAGGUGUACUGUUCAGAUUUUCAUGCUGAGAGAGCAGCAAGAGAGAAGAUUCAUGAAGAAAAGGAACAGCUGGCCUUGCAGCUUGCAAUUUUGCUGAAAGAGAACAAUGAGUUUGAAGACGGAGGCAGCAGGCAGUCCCUGAUGGAAAUGCAGUGCCGGCAUGGGGCAAGAAGAACCAGUGACUCUGACCAGCAGGCUUACGCGUUUCAAAGAGGAGCCGAGGACAUGAGCUGGCAACACGGGCAGCAGCCUCGCAGUAUUCCGAUUCACUCGUGCCCCAAGUGUGGGGAGGUCCUGCCCGACAUUGACACGCUUCAGAUCCACGUGAUGGACUGCAUCAUUUGAGUGUUCAACUCCCCAAAGCUGUUGGUAAACGCCACAUUUCUCCUCCAACACUUGUACUUCUGUCUGGUUUAUUGUCACACAAAUAUUUUUGCCACACUAUCCUUAUUUCUGGAGAAAGAAAAAUGUACCCCGCCUAAGGAGAGCAUCUUCUGGAUGGACAGGAAGUCACAAAGAAGAAUCUAAUUACCACCCUUCCAAUAAGAGAGUCAGUGUUUUUAUGUUCUGCUCAUGAGAGUCGCUGAGAGCAGCCAGUUAGAAUGGGGACACCAUGUGACCAAGCUCAUGAAAUGAUGUGUGAGAUCCUGUAAGAGCCAAGAAAUUGAAAUGGCUCCAUUUCAUGGCUCCAUUGUUUUUCUAGGUAAAUCUUCACCCAUCAGGCAUCUUGUUCCGUGUGUAAUUAUGUAGAAGUUACAUAUGGCUCUUUCUGACUGAACACUGUGGUAUCUGUUGAUACCAGGACAAAUGAGAGCUGGGAAUGCAGCUCUGGACUGGAGUACUUCCCUACAGCUGUUCAGUGUGACGUGACCUUCAGUCUUUCUUUAUACUGGAGGGGAAUAGACUAGUACAGUACAGAGUUUAAUUUUUAAAAGAACAGCUAUUUUCUUCGCAGAUGAAGUAGCAGCUUACAAACAUCAGUUAUUACAAAGUAAACUUUUGUGACACGUCUGUUCCACUGCUCAUACAAGACCAGCCACACUGUAGUGUGUAUAUCCUGUAUUAAGCUCAGUAGACUUAAUAUAAGCUUAAUACUGAGAUGUUUUGAUCAUGAUAAGAGGGCCAGUCCAUGUUGGAAUGAGAUUCCUGAUAAAAAGGUAAACAGAGCCAUGCUUGCUGGUGCAUAACACACCUGCAAUUCCAGCACAUAGGAGACCGAGGCAGGAGAUUGCCAGCUCAUAGCCAGAUCGGUCUACACAGAAUAAAUGGGGAUUUGCCAUACUUUGUGUUUAAAAAGUUAACAAGAACUAAACAAGCCCAAAAGUAAACAGCAUAGAGUCCUAAAACAUUUAAGAAAGUUGUUCUGUGUUUACCAUAGGACCUCUGGUUAAAUACACACAGAUGUGUAUUUAAAUAAAAUCAAAAUAGUUCAUUCAUCUCAAUGGAACAUAGUAUUCAGAUGACCGUUAUCUUCAUACCUGAGCAAUUACCCUUUCCAAGACAGUAGAACACUGUACUGUUCAUCAGUAGUUAGAUUAGAUCCCCCCUCAGACCCUGGGGACAAUGUUUGCUAAUGACAUUUCUAAAAUUACAAUGAUUUUUUUCUUCUUAUUGUUUCUAGUAUACAUUUCUUUAUUAUUUUAUACUGGAUGAAGUAGGUUUCUAUAGUAUCCCAGAUACAGGAGGAAACUAAACCAUUUCACAAUGAAGUUCCUGGGGAAAUCCUUUUACUUUGUUCAAGUAAAAUUAUCUGAUAAAUCCAAACUGUGAAGUGAAAACUCAAAUGGUCUUAAUAGGACUAUGACCAAAGCAUUUGUUUGAUCAUGAAGAGGAUUACAGAUGAAGGCAAGUUCAGAUUAAGACCGCUGGAGAGAGAUCUAUGCCCAGCAUCUCCCACAGCAGCUCAGAUACAGUGCGACCUAGGUUUCCAUUCCCUGUGAGUGGGUAAGGCAAAUGCAUACACAGAGACAGUGAAGUGGUUUCCAGCCUUGAAAAAAAAGGGGAUUAUAUCAUUUGAUGACAUAGAUGGACCUGGAGGACAGCAUGUCAAGUGAAAUAAGCCAGUCAUAGAUAUCACAUGAUCUCAGUCACAUGUGGACUCUAGAGAAACAGCUCGUAGAUGUUAAGAGCUGAAUAGUGGUUAGCAGGAUAGGGGGGAAGGUGUAGGAAGGGUGGGAUGCUGGUCAAAGGUUCGAAGUCUCAAGAGGAAUACACUGUAGUGAUCUGUACAGAAUAGUGACUGUAAUCAUUUGUAUAUUAAGGCUAUAUCACCAGUUUAGUAAACAACUUGUAAACCCUC